AUAAAAAACAAAUAAUUAUUAAAAUAUUAUUAAAAACAAAACUACAAAUAUUACAGUAGUGUUGUAGUAAAUUUCUUAAUAAAAACAUAAAUUAUUCCCAGUGAAAAGCUAAAAAUACAAAAAUAUGCUUAAAUAAAACCCUAAAAUUAUUUUGAAAAACUACCUCAAAAGUGUAAAACAACAACAAGUGUACAAAUAUUUAAAACAACAAAAAAAGCUAUUUUAUUCAAUAAUAAAAAAAUAAACAAAAACUAAAGCACAAAAGUUAAGGUACAAAUUUCAUGCAGCCACAAACAAACAAAAAAAAUAUUUCAGUUAAAAUUUAAUAAAAAAAUUGUUUUUUGGAAAAAAGUUUAACGAAGGAUACACACAUUUUUCGAACAAUAUACCACUACAACUACAACUGCAAGUUGUAAGUAAAAUAAAUAAAAAUUUCUGACUGACCCCUGUUAAGAGUGCUUACAACAACGGCCAUGCAACAGGGUAAACUUAAAUGGCGUCUUCAAUAGUGGCACAAUCCAGCGGCGGUACACAAGAAACGUCUGCAAACUCUCUACUGCACCAUCAUCAACAGCAACAACAACAAGCCCAACAACAGCAGCAGCACCAGUUGCAGCAACAGCAACUUAAUCAGCAACAUCACGUUACAUCUGCUUCUGCAGUUACAUCCAGUAAUUUGCACAAUACCCACUUGCAACAUUUAAGCAGUCUAAGCCAUCAUUAUACACACGCUUAUCAAGCGCCCUCAACGGCCACAUUUCAGCCGCAUCAUCCUCACCAGCAACAAUAUCAACAACAUCACGUUGCCUAUCCGGGCAUACAACAGCACAGUCAGCCACAUACACAACAGCAGUUGUAUCAGCAACAUCAGCUACAACAGCAACAACAUUGGGAUUAUUAUGCGCGGCAGCCACCGCCCCAGCAACAACAACAGCAGCAGCAGCCUCAACAGUCCCAGCAAACACAACAGCCUUUACAAUCGUCUACACCCACUAGUACCAGCAAUAACUCAACGUCAACUUCCAAUAAUAAUGCCCCGACGGCCACAAAUGGUUCAAGUUCCGUUGCCACAGUCGAAAGUCAAAAUGGUACCAAUCCAGGAAAUAACAAUUCUAGCAGCAACAACAACAACACACAUGCCAGUUCGACCAGCAAUAGUAAUACCAAUGAUUCUGUAAGUUCUCAAACUAACGGUUCUAAUAACAAUUACACGCGCCCUUGGGAAAUGGAGUCCAAAGACACAAACAGCAACUCCAGUUCCAAUCCACCACAACCAAAGAGUGGCUUUGAGCCAUUUUCAAAACUGCCCUCCUUCUCGAGUCAAUUCCAUGGCUUCGAUCAAUUAAUGGCCGAUGGCACACCCAUACCGCCAACGGCCUCCUCCACCACAACUGGUCUUAAUCCAUCUUUGAAUUCUCUGCAAACAGUGGCCAUGUCACCAGCCAGUAUAUCGGUUAGUUCACCGGGUAUGGUGAGUGUAGGUUCCCCUCUCACUCAGCUGUCGAGUUUGCAAACAAGCAUAACGCCACCGACGACGGGGUUUGCACCUUUGGGUGCACCACCUCCACCAGUGCCGGCCAAUGCUUUUCAUCCUCAUCACCGGCCCGCAUAUCCAUUAGUGCCAGCGGCCUUGCCAGCUCGUGAUAUAGCGCCAAGUUUAACCAGUUCGGUGGCCAGUAGUUAUGCUUCCGAUCCGCUACUAUAUCAACCAUUGACACCUUCAUAUGCUCCUCCCACGCCCAGUUCAUUAGUACCCCCCUCGAUACAAUCCACAUCAUCAUCACUGUCUUUAUCGUCAUUGUCCUCACUGGGCAAAAAGGAUAAUUCUAUGUCAGCAUUUGAUCUCAAUACAAAUUCAAAUGGUUCACACAUGAGUGCUACUACAUCGAAUACGCCAAAUACUAUAGCCACGCCACUGGGCAUGCAUACGCCCACACCUUCGUACGAUGGUGCCAGCAGUUCGUCAAUGAUGGAUAUUUCCAAUAGUGGAGUAGGUGCUAAUAAUACUGGUUAUCAUACACCCCACUCGACCCACACUAGUACGGGAUCUCAUACACCACACACAACCCAGCCGCAUACGCCCACUCCCUCGACAACUACGCCUCUGAAGGCGGACAAAGUUCUAAACUCGCCGGUGGCUAGAGUGGAUGCCCGAAAGAAAGAGAGGCGGAAAAAUCGGGCCCAUUCGCUGGAGUCCAGCGCCGAAUCUGAGGCCAGUGCCAUGGAUGUGGACCCCAGCAAUCCCGGCCAAGUAGAUGCUGUCUCAAGUACUGCUAAUUUUAAGAGUCCCAUAAGUAGUUUGGGCAUAGGAGACAGCAAUGAUGGUACCGGGGAAAAACAGAUGCCUUCUAACAUUUUCCAGUCAAAAAAGAAACGUAAACGUUGUGGCGAAUGCAUCGGUUGCCAGCGCAAAGAUAACUGUGGUGAUUGUGCUCCCUGCCGCAACGAUAAAAGUCAUCAAAUCUGCAAACAACGUAGAUGUGAAAAACUGACCGAGAAAAAGGAACCUAAAGCCAAACAAGUUGUUUACGGUCCUGAUGGUACACCUGUGCGUGCUGAAUCACGACGAGGUCGUGGUAAAGCUAAAAAUCCAACCGGAAAUACAACACCAACAACUGGGACGGGUCGUGGUCGUAAACCAUCUGCUAAAGCUGCAAAAUUAAAUGCGGCCGCUGCUACAGCAACUGCGCAUUCUCCACGUCAGGUUGCAAAUUCAACGAUUAGUCCAGUAGCUGCCACAACAGUGACGGCAACAGUAGUGCCACAUCCCUCACCAAAUACGAAUACCAAUAAUAAUACUAACAACAACAAUAAUAAUAACAACAAUACGGUGGUUGCUAAUAAUUUGUUGGUAAAUAAUACUCAACAGCAAUUAAAUACAUUGCAUCAUCAACAACAGCAGCAACAGCAACAAACAAGUCAACAGCAGCAACAUAUACAGCAACAACAGCAAAUACCAAAUAAUCAACAAUUGCAACAGCAGCAACAACAACAGCAUCUAACACAAACCUCUAAUCAACAUACUCAACAACAACAGCAGCAGCAACAUCAUUUAACUUCACUACAUACUCAACAGCAACAACAACAACAUCAACAAUUAACGCAACAACAGCAGCAGCAACAACAUCAUCAACUUACUACUCAUACUCAACCUCAACAACAGCAACAACAACAACAGUCUCUGCAUCAUCAGCAACAACAGCAGCAACAAUCACAACAGCAACAACAUCAUCACCAUCAACUUCAGCAACAUCAAAUAACCGCACAAAUUCAAACCAUGAAAGAUCAACCUCAACAACCUAUGGCACCCAUGGCCUUUUAUCCCACAUGGCAAGCUGAUCCUUCACAGGGUUGGCAAAAUCAAUUCAUCCAACAGAUACCACAGAAUACACCAACCAUUACAUCGCUCAACUCGUUGGACUUUCAGACACAAUCAUACGGUUAUCCAUCAAAUGGAUAUGUACAGACUGGUCUAGGAUUUGAUCCCAACUAUGGUCGCUCGCCCUAUGGAGCGCCCGUACAGCGUUAUGAUUUCCAGAGUCAACAACUAUCCAGUGCACCUAUAAACCAGGUCGGUUUACAGGGUGUAGGAUUCGGGCCGGCCGCAGUAACGUAUGCCGGCCAGGUAUCAACCACACCUGCAGCACCUUCUGCGGUGGGUCUACAGCAACAGCAACAUUUGGGCAGUGUUUCAGAUCUCAAUAAAACGAUGUCGGGAAACGACACGCCUGGAUAUCCACGGGUGAGCAGCGUGCCGCCGCGCUCACUCAAUUGUAACGGAUAUUCAGGCGACUAUAGCGGCAGUCCUCAGCAGACUUCAAAUUCUAAUAGCAACAGCAAUACAAAUGCAGCUGCUCAUGCCACCGUUGCAGCAAAUAACUCCACUUCAUCCUCAGCGUUAUCGGCAUCCGCCACAGGUCACAAUGGAGGUCAAACUAUUGCUCAUAACACAUCGGUUUCACAACCGGCAGCUUCUCCCAUGUUGGCUCCAAACAAUCAAACUGUGCCACCCUCCCCCACACGCAGUGUCAUGCAACAGCCUCAGUCUCAGCCGAUGACACAACAGCCACGCCAUGUUUCUCAGUCACCCAAUCAGAUUCCACAAUCACCUAAUGCCAAUAUGCCAUUAACGCAACAACAACAACAACAGCAACAGUAUGGUGGCACAACCAUACCUGCUGCUCCUCAUCAUAGCGUGGCCAGCAUGCAAUCCCAGCAGCAAACUCAUGCUAAUAUUGCUUCUCCACCCCAACACCCCCAACCCAUGCAACAAGACUGGAAUUGGAAUAGCCAAUCACAGGCGGCCAAUGAUCCGUAUCAACAGACCACUGGUCCUGGUGGAGAACGUUUAAAUCUCAAUACUCGCAUUAAAUCCAUGAUUAUGCGUAAAAACGAUCCAAAAGAUCCGCUUUCUGGUACGGCACCACCCGAUAUACAUGGUAUGUCCGGGGCACCACCUCCACCCUUGAGUGGACUCAACGCCCCAAAUGCCAACCAGCAACAACAACAGACCGGUCAUUUUUUAUCGUAUAGCCACCAUCUCCGAAGCGAUUCAGUAAUGAACGCCAAUGGUUCGAAUGGUACUAGUGGACCUUCGGCUAGCCAGCAAACACAAUCAGGUCUGGCAGCAGGAGGCUCACUGGCAACUGAACCAAUCGGAGGUGGUGGCGACCAAAUUUGGAAACCACACCACGCAAACUCUUUUAAGAAACCCGUGGUAUCUGGUUUUCCAACUGCGGAACCUCAUCAUCAUAAUCAUCAUCCACACCACCAGCAACAACAACAUCAACAACAACCCAUUGUCCAAACACCUCCACAACAUACUACGACCGCUCAUAGUGAACCAAAAAAGUCCCGAAGUAGAAGUAAAAAGUCGUCAUCAUCCUCUGCCUCAGCGACAGCAUCAGCUACAGCCGCCGCAGCUACCGCCGCCUCCAAUAACAAUCAUGCAAAUGCCGAUAAUGCAGACAUUGAUAAAAAUAGUCAUGAUCCUGGAGGUGGUCAUCAUCUGGCCCAUUUGGCAAAUAUUAAGUUAGAAAAGAAUGCUCCCUAUCCACCUCCACCCUCGCAUUAUCCACCACAGCAUCCGGAUUAUCACCAUACACCGUAUAUUAAAACUGAACCCGGCUUAAUACCGGGUCAACACAAUAAAAUGGAGGGUUACGAACGCAACUACCAGAACUUUGUGCAAUAUGCCGACUUUUGUCAAAAUGAAGUUCAAGGUCAGCCCAAUUCCGGAUCCCAAUCCGGAAUGCCUCAACAACCUCCACAUCCACAUCAUCAAAGCCAACAGGAUUAUGCAGCGGCAGGCUAUCACCCCAAUACCGGUUACUAUGGCACAUCAUCGAGUUUUCAGCAGAACUAUCAACAAAAUUUCGUCCCCAAUUAUCAACAUUCAGCCUCAUCUUUUGGCAAUGCCCAUGGUAUGCAUCCACAUGCAAACGCCAUGACCCACAGUCAUACAAAAUCAAUGAACGGCCCUUUAGCUAAACACCAUACCUCCAGCCUUCACCAUCACAACAGUCAUAUGAUGGAUGUGGAUCGUAAACCAGAAACCAAUAGCAUUAUACCGUUGCCAACCAACUAUGAAAAGGACAUACCAGCUCAUGCCUAUCCCAUACCACCGCAUCGGUACCCGCUGGGACAUGCGCCUCUCCAUGGUCACCUAGGUCCUGGUUUAUUGGAGCCUAAAAUUGAGAAUAUCGAUAGUGGUUAUGGUGCUACUGCUUACCCUUUUCACGGUGAAGGAGGUCCAGCAGCUAUUAAAAAUAGUACUGGAUUCUCCUGUUGUCGUCAAGGUGGCACACGUGCUCCCACUGCAGAACAUCUGAAAGAUGGUUCCUGCACGGGCAUGCAAACCAAAGACGAGAUUAUAAUGGAAGAAGAAGAGGCACAGGCGGCCAACCAGAAUGGUGCUAAACCAAAGAAAAAGAACAUAAAGCAAGAGGAGAGCAACGAAAUCGUUGUUAAACAUGAAAAAAUCAACCCUCUUUUCGAUACUUCGGAUCGUUUGGAAAAGGGAAAUAAAACAGAGGUUCCGGAAUGUGAUUGUUUUCAAUCUGACAAAAGUCCACCCGAACCUGGUACAUACUACACUCAUCUUGGUACUGCUUCAAAUUUGGCGGAUUUGCGAAGAGAAUUCGAAGAAAGAACCCAAGUUUCGGGUCGUCAGUUGCGUAUUGAAAAGAUAUUGUACAGUGGUAAAGAAGGCAAAACUUCUACAGGUUGCCCAUUAGCCAAAUGGGUAAUACGAAGAGCAGAUCCCGAAGAAAAGAUUCUAGUCGUUGUUAAAAAGCGUCCUGGUCAUAGAUGCAUAGCUGCCUACGUUGUAGUGUGUAUGGUUGUUUGGGAUGGUAUGCCCCGUUUAGAGGCAGACAAUGCUUAUAAGAAUCUUAUACCAAAACUUAACAAGUUUGGCUUGCCCACAACACGUCGCUGUGCCACUAAUGAAAAUCGAACAUGCGCAUGUCAAGGUCUUGAUCCCGAGUCAUCCGGUGCAUCUUAUAGCUUUGGCUGUUCAUGGUCCAUGUACUACAAUGGUUGUAAAUAUGCACGUUCCAAAACGGUACGAAAGUUCCGCCUUUCGGUCAAGAGCGAAGAAUCUGCCAUUGAAGAGCACAUGAAUAUGUUGGCCACGAUUUUAGCCCCGAUGUUUAAACAAAUGUGUCCACGUUCCUAUGACAAUCAAACACGUUAUGAGAAAGAAGCACAAGACUGCCGUCUUGGCAACAAGGAAGGAAAGCCAUUUUCAGGUGUUAGCGCAUGUUUGGACUUUUGUGCCCACGCCCACCGGGACUUGCAUAAUAUGCAAGAUGGAUGCACGGUCCAAGUGGCAUUACUGAAGCCAUCAAAUCGUGAUGUUGCCAAUCCAGACGAUGAGCAGCUUCAUGUCUUGCCUCUAUAUACAAUGGAUACUACUGAUGAAUUCGAAACAAUUGAAGGGCAGCGAGACAAACAUCGAACUGGUGCAGUUCAAGUACUGGACAAAUUCCCCUGUGAAGUGCGUGUUCGUUCCACACCUCUUAUACCUUGUCGUAGACAUGGCAAAAAACGUAAAGAGGACGAGACAACACCAUCAGAAGCUGAAAAUAAUGCGGCUACACCUGCUCCUGCUCCAACAACAGAUGGCAGUGGUAAUGCUCAAACGACUCCAAAUGGCUCAACACAAGUUGCAGCUAAAAAAGACUCCAACGGUAGCUCAACAAACACUAAUGCGAAUACAGGCGCCAACAACAGCCCAACUGCAGCGACUACAGCUACAGCCCCGGCUUCAAAAUCAAAAUCGAAGGCAAAAACGCAACAGUCAACGACUACAGCAACAUCUGUACCGCCCACAACACCAUCACCUCGUUGUCAAACUCCAGUCACAAAUAAUCCCAGCCCUGCAGGCAGUGCAUUCACGACACCGCCCGUUAGCAACAAUAACAAUCAUUCCAAUUCCUCAGCCAGUAACGGCAGUACUUCUGGAGGUAACAACAAUCAACUUAUGUCGUCCAAUUCCAGUCUAAUGAAUAUGGCGACUAUGAUUGAUACAUUCACAGAUGCCCAACUUCAAUCGAAUCAAAUUUCGAGCACGGUUUUGGAUUCGCCCUACUCCUACGACUAUCAAACCGGUUCCUAUAUAGACUCGCGGAACUACUACGGAAACUGGCCUCCACCACCGCAUCCGCACAAUCCACAUGCUCCUUCGCAUACGGUGACACCCAUGGGAGCAACAGCACCUAUUGGUCCGCCUACAGCUCCAGCAACACCAAAUGUAAAUGUUAAUGCCAUGGCGAACCUGACAACCCCCAGUGGUGGCGGUCAUCAGACACAGACUUCUCAACAUUCAACUGGUCCAGCACAAAUCGAGGGCAAUGGUUAUAACACUGGGUGCUAUAACAAUUUACCGACUGCAGGCAGCCAACAAUUGACCCAGGUCCAUGACGUACGCGGAGAGGUUAAAAGUCGAGGCAGCGAAGAGAACCCCGAUUCCACCACAUUAGUCAACAAUAGCUUAGCGGCAGAAAGUAAGUUAACUACUCUUACUCCUAUGACACCAAUGACUAAUCUAACGACUCAACAUCAUCCUCAUGCUCCUCCUCCACCUCAUCACCCCCAUGCGUCACCACUUGAAGAAGGUUUUGUCAAGCCAAAGCCACCGACUGAAUACUCUCAGUACUCCCAGUAUCCAAACAAUUAUCAGAUGUAUCCACCACCUCAUUCUGCAUAUUCAGCUUACGAUGCCUACCAGAAUAUGAACUACAAUUACGGCUAUCAUCAGGCGUAUUCACCGUACGGCAUGUAUCCCCAGCAAACACCACCACCCACGCCACCACCUUCGGCCAAUUGGAAUAUGUAUGGUCAUCAUCAAGGCACGGCGAGUACAGUCACAGGCACUCCAUAUUCCUCAGCUCCACUACCACCCUCAGCAACUGGACCCAUACAUCAAAGUGGCCAAAUGCUCAAUUCAAGUCCUAUGCUACCAGUUCAAACGUCACUGUCGAAUGGCAACACGAAUAUGAAGGUAGCAAAUGAUGGUGGCGUUCUUACUCCUCCGGCAAUGGCAAGUAAUAAUAACACACCACUCUGCGGCCAGAACACAGCAUUAUCGAAUCCUCAAACCAGUUUAACUGAUCUCAACAAUACCCCGGCUUCGAAUAACAUCAAUGUGGAAACUAAUGCACCAGCAAACACUAGCGCAGGACUCACAUCUCCCGAUAACAAUAUUGUUAAUGGGGGCAACAGCAUGACAGCAGCUACUACAAACCUUACAUCAGCAUCAAAUGACAAUACAAGCAUGAGUGCAACUACUCCCUCGCCAGUUUCGAUGGCCACAGACUCAUCCAAUCCAGCCUGUCCCCCCACAAAUAACAAUCCCAAUAAAAUUGAACCAAUUGGUGAAGUUACUGAAUUUAACGAAAACCUUGAAGCUUUUCAAGAUCCCCAAAUGGGUGGUGUGGCAAUAGCUUUAAAUCAUGGCAGUGUCUUGAUAGAAUGUGCCAAACACGAAAUGCAUGCCACAACUGCUCUAAAACACCCCAAUCGUCACGAGCCGACACGCAUGACUUUAAUCUUUUACCAGCACCGUAAUCUUAAUAGAACCCAUCACGGUAUUGAUGAGUGGGAGGAAAAGAUGCGUGUGAAGAAGAUCAACACCGACUUGGACAACAAGGCGAAAGAGGAGAAAGAAAAAAUAAAAAAAGAACAAAACGUCGAAAACGAAGACGAUGAAGAGGAUGAAGAUGCUUCCUCAGCAGCAGUUGCAAAUGCAGCAGCCAAUAACACCGCUUCAACGAAAGCAACACCGCCAAAAAAGGAAGUUAAUACAAGUGGUAGUGGUAAUGGUAAAGGCGGCAAUGGAAGUGGCGGCGGCGGAGGAAAUGCACCCUCCGGCGGGAAAAAGAAAAAAGAAUCAGCUAAAAAAAAUGGUCAAAAUUCGCAAAACAAUAACAACAACAACAGCAGCAAUAACAAUAGCAACAACAAUGGCAGUGAGCCAAAAAACGAGAAAGUUGCCCUCCGAGCACCCACAUUAACAACAACUUCGUGGACAACCCUGUUUCCUAUGCACCCAUGUGUGGUUACGGGGCCUUAUCAGGAGGGCAACAGUAGUCCAACGUCCACAACAGUUCAACAGCAGCAGCAGCAACAACAACAGCAGCAAAUGCUCGAACAAACACCACAACAACAGCAAUUGCAGCAACAACAACAGCAGCAGCAACACCAACAGCCUAUGCAAACAUAAAUUUCCAUUAAAAUGGAAUGAUUUUCGUAAGAAAUCCAAACUUCAGAGAGUUAUCGAAAGCGUAAACAAACCAGUGAUUUCCCGCUUUCACUUUCACAACAUUUUCGACUGAAUUUUUUUUUGUUAAACAUUUUCCAAUUUAGGUCUUUUCGACUUUUGUGCCAUAAUAUUAAAUAAUUAAUACUAAAUAUUUUUAUUCAAUUAUUACUUGUAAAUUUUCUUGGUUUUUGACGCGAUGCGUCGUAUGUUUUGUUCGUUUCUUCAUUGUUAAUUAAUUAUUUGUUUGCAAACGAUUUUUGACAUUUUUAUUUUAGCUAAAUAAUAGAAGUUCAUUUUCCAAUUAAAGCCAAACCAUCGAUUGAGUAGAGUUAAAAGACAGGCAGGUUUUUUUAGAGAAGAUCUUGCCCUGUAGCCAGCCUGAAAUUUAUUAUAAUUUAACCCCUUAACUGACUGCUGGGUAAAAACGGAACCAUUUUAAGCAUCACUUAUAAACAAAGACAUUUAUUACAUAGAAAUAUAUAUAGUUUUAAAUUCAUUACAUAAAUACAUAAAAAAUAUAUAUAAAACGCUUUUUAACAAAAUAAAAUAUUUAAUUAAAAAUAAAACAAACAAAAAACUACUAA
Molecule: messenger RNA, 10350 nt
Organism: Lucilia sericata (common green bottle fly)
Lineage: Eukaryota; Metazoa; Arthropoda; Insecta; Diptera; Calliphoridae
Gene: Tet
Product: DNA N6-methyl adenine demethylase
Exons: 10
Coding region: 494-9727 (3077 amino acids)
Biological process (GO): oxidative demethylation; positive regulation of transcription by RNA polymerase II
Cellular component (GO): nucleus
Molecular function (GO): DNA binding; zinc ion binding; DNA 5-methylcytosine dioxygenase activity
Source: RefSeq, a predicted model, not a curated record